Messenger RNA from Symbiodinium natans, 429 nucleotides. NCBI's taxonomy places the organism in Eukaryota, Dinophyceae, Suessiales, Symbiodiniaceae. The record is from the annotation of a GenBank genome assembly.
AUGCUCCAGCGUUAUUCGGGAACCCUCCUGCUGGUGAGUCAUGAUCGCUCUUUGCUUGACGGCGUCUGCGAUUCCUAUGUCGUGAUGCAGGCAGACGGCAGCCAACCGCAGGUGUGGACUGGCUCCUUCAUGGAGCUUCUCCAGUCGCAGCGGAAGCAGAGGACAUCUGCUGAGAGCCCCUCCGUUGCCAAGUCGAAGCCUCCAUCCACAAAAUCCAAGCCCAAGUCGGACAAGAAGGCGGAGAGGGCAAUGGUCCGGCUGGAGAGGGAGAUCUCCCUGAUUGAGGAGAAGCUUGCCUCCGUAGACGAAGCCAUGGCAGAGGCUUGGGAUAAGCCAGACGAACUGGAAGAGCUCAUGGCUGAGCGCGAUGAGCUCGACAAGGCCCAAAGUUUGGCCUACGAACGCUUCGAGGAGUUGAUGGCUGGAUAG